AUUUCCGGUUCCUUUCUCUUUCCUUUCCGCGUCGGCCAUUUGUGUUAAGCGACUGAGCUUAUUCACGGUGAUCAAAAAUCCAAGAUGCAGAACGACGCUGGUGAGUUCGUGGACAUGUACGUCCCCCGUAAAUGCUCUGCUAGCAACAGAAUCAUUGGUGCCAAGGAUCAUGCCUCCAUCCAGAUCAACAUAGCUGAGGUGGAUAGGGUGACAGGCAGGUUCAAUGGCCAGUUCAAAACCUACGCCAUCUGUGGAGCCAUCCGUAGAAUGGGUGAAGCUGAUGAUUCUCUUCUGAGGCUUGCAAAGGAUGACAGCAUUGUGGCAAAGAACAUCUAAAUAUAAUGAUGAGCUCUUGCAGUUUCUUUGUAAAAUAAAAAGUUGAAUAGAAAA
Messenger RNA from Triplophysa dalaica, 390 nucleotides. It is a transcript of the gene rps21, whose product is annotated as ribosomal protein S21. Gene Ontology annotation, molecular function: structural constituent of ribosome. Gene Ontology annotation, cellular component: ribosome; cytosolic small ribosomal subunit. The record is from RefSeq and is a predicted model, not a curated record. Lineage: Eukaryota; Metazoa; Chordata; Actinopteri; Cypriniformes; Nemacheilidae. The transcript has 6 exons. Bases 85 to 336 code for a protein of 83 amino acids. Gene Ontology annotation, biological process: translation; endonucleolytic cleavage in ITS1 to separate SSU-rRNA from 5.8S rRNA and LSU-rRNA from tricistronic rRNA transcript (SSU-rRNA, 5.8S rRNA, LSU-rRNA); endonucleolytic cleavage to generate mature 3'-end of SSU-rRNA from (SSU-rRNA, 5.8S rRNA, LSU-rRNA).